Messenger RNA from Drosophila teissieri, 2735 nucleotides. RefSeq names its product protein groucho (gene gro). Gene Ontology annotation, cellular component: nucleus; transcription regulator complex. The record is from RefSeq and is a predicted model, not a curated record. The transcript is spliced from 14 exons. Bases 512 to 2701 code for a protein of 729 amino acids. Gene Ontology annotation, molecular function: protein binding; transcription corepressor activity. Lineage: Eukaryota; Metazoa; Arthropoda; Insecta; Diptera; Drosophilidae. Gene Ontology annotation, biological process: regulation of DNA-templated transcription; negative regulation of canonical Wnt signaling pathway.
CAGAAACAGGCAAUUUUAUACGGGCGAAAAGUUACAAAAAAUAAUUUACCCACUUUUCGGUGGCGAAAACGAUGAAACUGUAAAAAAUGGACCAGAGAUUUAAGUGCAAAACAUAGAAAUAUCUUGCGAUAAAACGUGCUAAUCCGGGGCAUAAAACUGGAUAUGCAAAAUGCGAAGUAGUCCGGACAUGGAGUGCCACUAAGUGCCGGUUCCGUCUGCGGAGAAAACUAAUUUAGCGGAUCAACUGCCAUCGAAAAAAUAUUAUAACAAAAAAAAGUAGAAGAAAAAGAAUAGCUAAGAAGAAAAAACAAGAGCCAUAAAACGCUGGCAAGCAGAUAUUAGUGCACGUUUUGCGAGGAGUUUCUGUGCAGGAGUGGAGUGCUCAGGGAUAACCGGAAGGAAGCGGCGAACGAAGCAGGAGGAGCAGCAGGACUUCCGCUCCGGGAAAUCGGUGUCCACCUCGGAACUAUCGCUCUUGCUCUAGCCGGCAACAUACCAGCCUAACAACAACAUGUAUCCCUCACCGGUGCGCCACCCCGCCGCCGGGGGACCACCACCUCAGGGUCCAAUCAAGUUCACCAUCGCCGACACACUGGAGCGCAUCAAGGAGGAGUUCAACUUCCUGCAGGCGCAGUACCACAGCAUCAAAUUGGAGUGCGAGAAGCUGUCGAACGAGAAGACGGAGAUGCAGCGCCAUUAUGUUAUGUACUACGAGAUGUCCUAUGGCCUUAACGUGGAGAUGCACAAGCAGACGGAGAUCGCCAAGCGGCUGAACACACUGAUCAACCAGCUACUUCCAUUCCUUCAGGCCGACCACCAGCAGCAAGUGCUGCAGGCGGUGGAGCGGGCGAAGCAGGUGACCAUGCAGGAGCUCAACCUGAUCAUUGGGCAUCAGCAGCAACAUGGAAUUCAGCAACUUUUACAACAGAUCCACGCCCAGCAGGUGCCAGGCGGACCACCUCAGCCGAUGGGCGCACUGAAUCCAUUUGGUGCCCUGGGCGCCACCAUGGGCCUGCCACACGGACCAGGUCUGCUGAACAAACCGCCCGAACACCACAGGCCGGACAUCAAGCCCACGGGUCUGGAGGGGCCAGCAGCCGCCGAGGAGCGAUUGCGCAAUUCGGUUUCGCCCGCCGAUCGUGAGAAGUAUCGCACACGCUCGCCACUGGACAUCGAGAACGACUCGAAGCGUCGAAAAGAUGAGAAACUGCAAGAGGAUGAAGGCGAGAAAAGCGAUCAAGAUUUAGUCGUAGAUGUUGCAAAUGAAAUGGAAUCCCACUCACCGCGUCCCAAUGGCGAGCACGUGUCAAUGGAGGUGCGCGAUCGGGAAAGCUUGAAUGGCGAGCGCCUGGAAAAGCCAAGCAGUAGUGGCAUCAAGCAGGAACGGCCGCCCUCACGCUCCGGCUCCAGUUCUUCACGUUCCACACCCAGCCUCAAGACAAAAGAUAUGGAAAAGCCGGGUACACCGGGCGCCAAGGCACGCACACCGACACCGAACGCCGCUGCUCCGGCGCCAGGCGUUAAUCCUAAACAAAUGAUGCCGCAGGGACCACCGCCAGCCGGAUAUCCGGGUGCACCGUAUCAGAGGCCGGCCGAUCCCUACCAGCGUCCACCGUCAGAUCCAGCCUAUGGACGACCGCCACCAAUGCCGUACGAUCCGCACGCCCACGUGCGAACCAAUGGCAUUCCACAUCCCUCGGCCCUAACGGGUGGAAAGCCUGCAUACUCUUUCCAUAUGAACGGCGAGGGUAGUCUACAACCGGUGCCGUUCCCGCCGGAUGCGCUGGUGGGCGUUGGAAUUCCGCGGCACGCCCGUCAGAUCAACACGCUGUCGCAUGGAGAGGUCGUCUGUGCGGUAACCAUCUCCAAUCCCACAAAGUACGUGUACACGGGCGGCAAGGGCUGCGUCAAGGUAUGGGACAUCUCGCAACCGGGCAACAAGAAUCCAGUCAGCCAGCUGGAUUGUCUGCAGCGCGACAACUACAUCCGCUCGGUGAAGCUGCUGCCCGACGGCCGUACGCUGAUCGUGGGCGGUGAGGCGUCUAACCUGUCCAUCUGGGACCUGGCCAGUCCGACGCCUCGCAUUAAGGCGGAGCUAACAUCGGCGGCGCCCGCCUGCUACGCUCUGGCCAUUAGCCCUGACUCGAAGGUGUGCUUCUCGUGCUGCAGCGAUGGCAACAUCGCCGUGUGGGACCUGCACAACGAGAUCCUGGUGCGCCAGUUCCAGGGCCAUACCGACGGCGCCUCAUGCAUCGACAUCAGUCCAGAUGGCUCCAGGCUGUGGACGGGUGGCUUGGACAACACGGUGCGCUCCUGGGAUCUGCGCGAGGGUCGCCAGCUGCAACAGCACGACUUCAGCUCUCAAAUAUUCUCGCUCGGCUACUGUCCCACAGGCGACUGGCUGGCAGUGGGAAUGGAGAACUCGCAUGUGGAGGUGCUGCACGCAUCGAAACCGGACAAGUAUCAACUGCAUCUGCACGAGAGCUGCGUUCUGUCGCUGCGCUUUGCCGCCUGCGGCAAAUGGUUCGUUUCCACCGGCAAAGACAACCUGCUUAACGCAUGGCGAACACCCUACGGUGCCAGCAUAUUCCAGUCGAAGGAAACAUCAUCCGUACUUAGCUGCGACAUAUCAACUGACGACAAAUACAUUGUGACGGGUUCGGGCGAUAAGAAGGCUACUGUCUACGAAGUUAUUUAUUAAAUCCACAAAACCAUGCAGUUUUUUCAUUUUGUAA